CCGAAAUUCUCUCGUCUCGUGCGUGUAAGCUUGUCAAGUUUAUUGUAAACAAGAUCAUGGAUUUGCUGGGAUCUAUCUUAAACUCAAUGGAUAAACCUCCUUCAGUUAGUGGCAAACAAAAAGCGUUGAUGAAAAGGCAAAAAGAGGAGUAUCAGAAGCGUCAAAAAGCAGAAGCUGAAAGAUUAAAACUUUUUCGUGAGAAGGUAGAAGGGAAAAUUAAUAAAUUUCUUCAAGAUGACGAUGCAAAGGAAUACAAAUUUCCCCCCAUGGAUCAAAUCUAUAGGAGUAUAAUACAUGAUGUUGCAGAAGUGGCAAACAUAUGGGCAUAUUCAUUUGGUGAAGAAGGUGUUGAUCGUCAUAUCGUUAUUUUUAAGAGGGAAUAUGCACCAUCUGAAGAUCAGUUAAACGCAUUACGUAGAGGAGAAGAAUGGAAUGAAGAAAUAGCAAAGAGAUUAGCAGACGAGAGAGAGAGACGAGCCAAAGAAGAGCAAGAAGCUGCUGCUAAACCUAGAAAACGAAAAGACAAUUUUGUACCAAAUAGUUAUUACAAGGAUAAGUAUCAACAUUUAAUUGGAAAGGAAGCUGCAUUAGAAGCAGCUAGAAAAACAGAAGCUAAUAGUAGUUAUGGCUGUGUUCCUAGUGAAAAUAAGAAAGAUCAAAGAAGUAUAGAGCAAACAUUAGCAGACAUUCGAGCUAAGAAAAGAAAAUUGGAAACGACUGUUAAGGAGCCAGAGAAUAUCGAUAAAAAUAUAGAUAAAAAUCCAAAUGGAACUAUAUAAUAUAUUUAAUAUUCUUUAAUAUUUAAGUUUAAUAAUAGUUUAAUUUUUGGCCUGUAAAUAUUUUAUAUUAAUUAUGUGACAGGAAAUCAACAUUUCAUCGCAAAACUAUUUGCACUUUCCUGAUUAUAACUCACAUAAUUUUGCUCAUUUUAUGUAUGAGUAUUAUUUUAUGUACCUGCAAUAGAAAUGAUGAAAUAUAUUGAAAUCCAAUAUAUGUAUUUACCAAAAAAUUCAAAUUAACUUAUAUGUACAAUAUAAUACAGAGAGCACAUACACUGUC
Molecule: messenger RNA, 1059 nt
Organism: Bombus pascuorum
Lineage: Eukaryota; Metazoa; Arthropoda; Insecta; Hymenoptera; Apidae
Product: sperm-associated antigen 7 homolog
Exons: 5
Coding region: 57-779 (240 amino acids)
Molecular function (GO): nucleic acid binding
Source: RefSeq, a predicted model, not a curated record